AUGGAGGUCUUCUCCAGGGGCCGCCUCUCCUCCGUGCUUCUUCACAGAGCCAAGCUCGUGCUCUCUGCAAGCCCUAGACCCUCGUUCUUCUCGUCGCUUCCAGAGUCGGCGGCGGCGCCGCUGAGUCUGAGCACCCGGACGAAAACGCCAUUGGAGAAGCAAUUCGAGGUCUGGAUCGACCGUCUCCGGCCGGGAUUCACCGCCGGUGACGUCGACUCCGCUCUCCAGGCACAAUCCGAUCCCGACCUCGCUCUGGACAUCUUCCGGUGGAGCUCUCAUCACCGGGGAUACCGCCACAGCGCCGCCGUGUACCAGACCAUGCUGAGGAUAUCCAUCUCCGGCCGGCGAUUCCAGCAGGUGGAAGCCCUAAUCGACGAGAUCCUCGCCGGCGCCUGCUCCGACGCCGAUCUCCCCCUAUACAACCUCAUCGUCCGCUUCUGCUGCUCGAGGAAGCACCUCUUCUCCCGCGCCUUCGACGUCUUCAAGAAGAUGCAGCGAUCUUCCUGCAGGCCCUCCGUGGAGACCUACUCGAUGCUGCUCAGCGUGCUCGUCGGGAGAUUCAGCAAGCCGAGCGUCUCCUUCGUCUACCUCCACGCGAUCCGCUCCCUGGCCAGGCAGAUGAAGGCCUCGGGGGUGAUCCCCGACACCUACGCCAUGAAUCUGAUCAUCAAAGCUUACUGCAAGUGCCUGGAGAUGGAUGACGCCGUGAGGAUCUACAGGGAGAUGGGGCUCUACGGCUGCGAGCCGAACCAGUACACCUACGGAUAUCUCGCGAAGGGGUUCUGCGAGAAGGGGAGGACGGAGGACGGAUUAGGAUUCUUCAGGGAGAUGAGGGAGAAGGAGCUUGUUCCGACGAAGAGCGUCUACAUGGUCCUGGUUUGCAGCCUCGCCAUGGAAGGAAGGUUCCUCGAGGCCAUUGGAAUCCUCCGCGACAUGCUGGGGAACUCUGUGAUUCCUGAUCUGCUGACCUACAGGACCUUGCUGGAGAGCUUGUGCAGGGAGGGGAAGGCCAACGAGGCAUUCCAGCUGCUCGAAGAACUGAGAAGCUCGGAGGGCGCCAUGGAUCAGAAGACGUAUUCAAAUCUGCUGGAUGGAUUGCGUUGGCUCUGUCAGUGA
Molecule: messenger RNA, 1116 nt
Organism: Spirodela intermedia
Lineage: Eukaryota; Viridiplantae; Streptophyta; Magnoliopsida; Alismatales; Araceae
Source: the annotation of a GenBank genome assembly